AGGUAUGCUUGGAAUUUCGGCUGCUUUGAAGCUUGAUAUCCAUCAUAUGGACGUCAAGACAGCCUUCCUCCAUGGGGAUUUGGAAGAAGAGCUUUACAUGCGGCAGCCUCCUGGUUUUGAUGAUGGGUCUAACCGAGACGCUAAGAGAGUGCUGAGGUACCUGAAAGGUGGUGUCAAGUCAGGUAUCUUCUUCCAAACACAGCCCCAAUAUCAGGUCCAGCUGGUUGGCUUCAGUGAUGCCGACUAUGCUGGAGAUUCCGCAAGUCGCAAGAGCCACAGUGGGUAUGAGGGUGUGUGGCUGAGGCGUUUGUUUGGGGAGUUUGGCCAUGCUCAUGCUGGUGGUGUGCCUGUGUUUGUGGACAAUCAGUCUGCCAUUGCCCUUGCACAGAAUGCAUGCUUGCAUGGCCGCACCAAACACAUGCAGGUCCGGUGGCAUUUCAUUCGGGAGAUGGUGGCUGCGGGAGAGGUGAUUUUGCAGUGGUGCCCCACCAACCGUCAGGCUGCUGAUAUCCUUACCAAGGCAAGGGUUGGUGGUGUUUGACAAUCACAUACUGCAACUUUUCCAGAUCGAACUGCUCCCCUUCUCGUUUUUACUAGGUGAUUCAUGGCUGCCUAGCCAAAUUACCAGAAUACCCCCUCACACUGAUUUUGUCAUAAUCGGCGGCUCAGAUCUUGGUUAUGAACGU
This is a messenger RNA of Closterium sp. NIES-67, 686 nucleotides long. Lineage: Eukaryota; Viridiplantae; Streptophyta; Zygnematophyceae; Desmidiales; Closteriaceae. The record is from the annotation of a GenBank genome assembly.